Messenger RNA from Catharus ustulatus (Swainson's thrush), 2750 nucleotides. RefSeq names its product ketosamine-3-kinase-like. NCBI's taxonomy places the organism in Eukaryota, Metazoa, Chordata, Aves, Passeriformes, Turdidae. The coding region runs from base 35 to 964 and encodes 309 amino acids. The record is from RefSeq and is a predicted model, not a curated record. The transcript is spliced from 6 exons.
CGGUUCCGCCCCGUCCCCGCCCGCAGCCGCCGCCAUGGAGGACGCGCUGAAGCGAGCGCUCGGCACCGCGGUGCUGCGGCCGACCGGGCACACGGGGGGCGGCUGCAUCAGCCAGGGCCAGAGCUACGACACGGACCGCGGCCGGGUGUUCGUGAAGAGCAACUCUCGGUCGGAGGCCAGAAGAAUGUUUGAGGGAGAAAUGGCAAGCCUGGAAGCCAUCCUGAAGACACAGACGAUAAAAGUGCCCAAACCCAUCAAAAUUGUAGACCUGCCUGGGGGCAGCACUGCGUUUGUGAUGGAACAUUUGGAAAUGAGGGGCUUAAACAGACAUUCAGCACUGCUUGGAACUCAGCUGGCUGAUCUUCACCUUCAUAACCAGAAACUUGGAGAGAAGCUGAAGAAAGAAGGGAACACAGUUGGUAAAGGACAAGGGGAAACAGAAGUUCAGUUUGUGGAUCAGUUUGGCUUCCAUACAGUUACCUGCUGUGGUUAUCUCCCACAGGUGAACGACUGGCAGAGUGACUGGGUGACCUUCUUUGCCAGACAGAGGAUCCAGCCCCAGAUGGACAUGGUUGAAAAGAAAUCGGGUGACAGAGAGGCAAGAGAGCUUUGGGCACAGCUGCAGCUGAAGAUACCCAGUUUGUUCUCUGAUGUGGAAAUCAUUCCUGCUCUCCUGCAUGGGGAUCUCUGGGGAGGAAAUGUAGCUGAGGAUGAUUCUGGUCCGAUUAUCUUUGAUCCAGCUUCUUUCUAUGGCCAUUCAGAGUAUGAGCUUGCAAUAGCUGGCAUGUUUGGUGGCUUCAGCAGUUCUUUUUAUUCUGCUUAUCACAGUAAAAUUCCCAAAGCUGCAGGGUUUGAGAAACGCCUGAAGCUUUAUCAGCUGUUCCACUACAUGAACCACUGGAACCAUUUUGGUUCAGGGUACAGAGGGUCUUCUUUAAACAUUAUGAGAAACCUUGUAAAGUAAGUUGCUGCUUAAACCAAAUACUUCCCGUGUUGUUUGGACAGCCCCAUACUUGGUGGUGCAGCUGCAGGAGUAGUAAUGUUAAAAACAACCUGUGAGACCCUUGACCUUGUAAAAGACCUAGAACCAGUGACUCCUGCUGAAUACCAGGUGUGAAAUAGUCAUCCCUUUUUAGGACAGCUAGGGAUAACUCCACGAGGGAAAAAGCUGACUAAGGGGUUUAUUCAUUUGCACAGUGAAUAAAGGUCUCGGUGUCCAGAAAGCAUGUGAGACUAUGCAGGGUAAUACAAAAUACAAACACCAAGGAGAUGCCUAAAAGAAGUUACUCGCUGCAUUUUGCUGUGUCUUCCUCCCUCUUUCAGCUCUUCACGUCCAGCUGCGUGCAUGAGAGCAAAUCAUAGCAACAGAGCUUGAAAGUCAACAGGAAAAUUAUGUAACAGGAACUGCGAGAAGGGAUUUGGGCUUGCUGUUAAUUCUCCCAGAAUCAGAGUGGGUGAGGUUGGGGGUGGAUCACAGAAUGUCAUCUUGUCCAACCUCCCUGCCUAAGCAGAUUACUCAGGAUUGGGUCCAGAGGCUUUUAAGGACUUUUGGAGUUUUGCUGAUUGAUUCCAUUGGAUGCAGACUGUUGGUGCCUCCUGGAAUGCUUGUAGGCUGCUCUGUGCUUUCUGGUCAGUGGGCUUUUAUCCACAGCAAUUUUGCUCCCACCAGAACUAGUUCUCUUCCUUUUUUGGAUUAUGCUUUUGUCCAAUAGUGUGCAUUCUUAAAGAAUUUUCCAGCUAGGACACUCUUCAUGUACAUACCUUGUGGAAGGUGUAUUCUCUAAUGAAAUCAAACCUGUACAUGCUUCACAUGUAUGACUAAAGUAAUUCAAAAAACGUGAAAGGAAAAAAGAAAACAAAAAUAAAAGGGGAAGGAGGUCGGGGGAGACUCCUGGGAUAGCUCACAGGCUGUAACCCUCUGCUUCUCCAUAGGAAUACCUGUCAGGUAAUUUUAUUCCAAGGGGAUACUACUGCUUGUGCUUCCUGUGUGUUUAUCAACAAUAGUUUAUCAACCUUAUUCUGGCACAAGGAUCAGUAAACCACAGUGUUUAUGUCGCUGGCACCACGAAUGUGCCCGGUGUGAAGGCUGCACAAUCUGUACACCUGUGAGAGUUCUAAUGCAGACUUUGAGUGUCACACUAAAAUAUUCUGUGUAGAGGUCUCCCAGGGCCUCAGACACACCAGGAAGGGGAAGAUGUAGACAUGUGUGGAUAACCUGGAAAGCAAGGGGGUCUUCCUUUCCUCAACUCUCACAUGACAGUCCCCACUAAGUGCAUGCUGGAGCUGUUGUGGUAAAAGACAAGAAACCAAGGGAAGGUGUAACUCACAGAGCAGCACUUCAGUGUCAGAAGUCCUUGAUGAUAGCUCCACAGACUGUGGCUUUUGCCUGCAAGGAGUUAAUACUGAAAUUGUGCUCUUUUUGGUGUAGGCUGGUAGUGGUGCUUCUGUGCAAGCAUACCAGGUAGGUGAGAGAUGCAUGAUUCUAAAUGCACUUUGAGUGUUGGGGAAUGACUUUUAUUAACUAAAACUGCUUUGCACUGGAUAUUGGCAGAUUACUGAGGGUUUUCUAGUUGCUAGUUUGGCUGUAACUUACACAGAUUGGAAACAAAUUUAGAGAAGACUGGUAUUGGUUACAACUUCCUUAAUUCUACUGCUUUUCUCACUGGCUGUUUGAUUUGCUGCAGAAAAUCUGCUUGGUAUAAUAGGUUUUACUUUUACCUUGUUGCCUGAAUAAAAGGUUUCCCAGUUGA